AUGUCCGCGGAGGGCGGCGGCUACUCGCCGUGUCCGGCGGAGGCGCUGCCGGAGCUGAGCGCCGCGGAGCUGGCGAUGAGCCUCUCGCCCAAGUCGGCCUUGCUGCAGCAGAACCUGUCGCAGCUGCAGCUGCAGCACUCCACGCCGUUCUCCGUCACCGACAUCCUGUCGCCCAUCGAGGAGUACCGCAAGCUGGAGCUCGCCAACAACCCGCCGUCGCCGUACAGAUCGAACUCAUCCGGCAGCAGCAUCAACUCGCCGCUGGGCCCGGCGGCGUCCUGCGGGAUGGCUGCCAACCCGUACGCGGUGCCGCUGUACGGCGGAGCCCCGGUGCAGGGCUACGGCUGCGCGCCCGCCGACCUGCCGCACUACGGCGACAUGCGUGGCGCCGGCUGGUACCCCGCCUCCAACGACCCCAGGUUUGCCAUUUCCAGGCUGAUGACGUCGACGUCAGGCGGCAUGGGGCACGUCAACAAUAUGGGCGGGCUGGCCGCGUGCGCGGGGCCCGACGCCAAGCCGAUGCAGUUUCCACUGGCACAGCGCAGGAAGCGGCGCGUGCUGUUCACGCAAGCUCAGGUGUACGAGCUGGAGCGAAGGUUCAAGCAGCAGAAGUACCUGUCAGCGCCGGAGCGGGAGCACCUGGCCUCCCUCAUACACCUCACGCCUACGCAGGUUAAAAUCUGGUUCCAGAACCACCGCUACAAGUGCAAACGGCAAGCCAAGGAGAAGGCGAUGGCGGAGCAGAAUCAGCACAAUCAGUCAUCAUCAUCGCCCCGGCGAGUGGCCGUGCCCGUCCUGGUGAAGGACGGGAAGCCUUGCGGCUCCGGGGAGUCGUCUUCCCCGGCGCACAGCCACUGCGCCACCCCCACUUCAGGCUACUCGGGCCCGCAGGCCUCACAGGCCGCCUGCAGCAACCCCCUGGUCUCCUCGUACCGGCAACCCGCCGCCUACCAGCAGCAGUGCUCCGGCUACCUACCGCUCCAGGGCAGGGCCUGGUAGAAAUUCCCUCAGCUUUACCACGAGACAAUGUUCAAGGAGGAGAUGUAUUUCGACUAAUCUAUUGAAAGGUUCCCGUUUUUUGGUAUUGUAAGUUUUUACUGAGAGUUUGUUGGAUGUUACAUUUCUUACUACAUUUUUGUAUUUAAAACAUUUAUACAUUUAACCUUUACAUUCUCGUUUCUUGCUACUUUUACUAGUUUAAAUCUUAGUGAUCCUAAUUCGAUUAUUUCUGUGGCCAUUUCAAAUAUUCUUUAGAGUUUUACGAACCUUUAGAUUAGCUCUUUCAAGAACAUUGUCUCUGGUACUGCUGGCUAAUCAGAAACUGCGAGACAAUUGGUGUUUAGUGAAUAUUAGUGGACUAAAGUGUUAAAGUGAAGGACGAAGACGCGUGACGUUCGCCGCACUUGGGAGAGGGUACAUGUAAAUAAUCUAGCUUUAGAGUAAGCACGACUAAGGAUUUGACAUUUCUUUGUGAUAAUUUUAUUUGCUUUUCAACGUGAGGAUUGAUCGAAAAUACUCCACAAAUACACAAAAAUGAAUUCGUGCUAUUAAUGCAAAGUUAGCAAUUGUGAUCGUAAACGUGCAAUGAUUUUAUCAAUUUUUACUUUUUAGUCAAUCCUCACAAACCAACUCCAGAGUGCCAAAUAAGUACAGUCUUGUAUGAACCACAAUAAAAUUAAGAUUUUUUCAGUCGGAUUUAUUGUAAAUAACUGAUACUGUAGUAGUAACUUGUUGUGUGAAUAGUAUAAUUUAUGAUAAACUCAGUGUUUUGUGUGUGUAGAUAGAUGCUAACUUGUACAUAAAGUGUUAUCUGUCGAAUUAAAAAAACGAGUUUACUUAAGCUAAAAAGCAUUCCAUUUUAUUUAUUUUUAUUUUAUCAUAAUUAUUGUCGUAUUUAAUAAUACAACACAAUGUUUAACCACAUUCUUUUAAACUUUAUUUUACUUUCUUAAUUAUUUAAUUACGUCCACAUAAUGCAUUUAUGCUCGUAUUUUUAAUGUAGCAUGGCAUACACAACGAAUUUAAAAUAUUUCAUAAAAAUUGAAAAAUUGUCUCUAAAUAAUUUAUUGAAGUCAAAAUAAGACAAAUUGGUUGAGAAUAGGAACUCGUUUUGUAUUGUUUAACAUUCUAAUAUUUACUUAUAUUAAAAAUGGGAUUUGAAAAUAGUAUAGUCAAUAUUUCACUGUCUUAUAUUGUACUUAAUUUUUUACCAGCUCAAAGCCUUGUGUUGACGCAAUGUAAAUAUUAUGAAAUUAGGGAGAUUCAAAUCUGCACUCUGUCAACACUGGCGAUUGGCGAACAUCGCCGCAAUGGAUAGCAAUAAGUUCCCCUUUAAUUACUGUUAUAACUUAGAUUAAUUCGUCAUUCGAGCAGAGUGUAUUAAAUGAAAUUCAAACCUAAAAAAACGUUAAGUUCUGGAGUUUAGGUCGAUGUAAUUAUGGCGUAGGAUUAGGGGAAGUUAUUAUGAUUAAUAAUUAUAAAUAAUAGUAAUAAUUAUGAAAAGGAAUUUGUAACUAUAAUGAGAAGUGAGGGUGUAAUGAAUUUCGAUUUAUAAAAUUAAUAAAAAUUAAUGAGUUUUA
Molecule: messenger RNA, 2579 nt
Organism: Ostrinia nubilalis (European corn borer)
Lineage: Eukaryota; Metazoa; Arthropoda; Insecta; Lepidoptera; Crambidae
Product: thyroid transcription factor 1-like
Exons: 6
Coding region: 1-999 (332 amino acids)
Biological process (GO): regulation of transcription by RNA polymerase II; cell differentiation
Cellular component (GO): nucleus
Molecular function (GO): DNA-binding transcription factor activity, RNA polymerase II-specific; RNA polymerase II cis-regulatory region sequence-specific DNA binding
Source: RefSeq, a predicted model, not a curated record